AUGGGAAAAUAUAAUUUCUUAUGUUGCAAUAUAGGUCAACGUCAAAUUGGUUUUGAAGCAUGGCUCCACCACUUUCUGCGUACCAAAUGGAAAAUUUCGAUCCUCUUCCGGAUGAGGAAUUAAUUUGUAGUAUUUGUCGUUGUGUGUUCUACGAUCCAGUGGAAUGUCCGUGCCGUCACGUUUACUGCCGAACGUGCAUUAGCAAUUGGCUAAGACGUCAGAAGACUUGUCCUGUCUGUAGAAAAAGAGCCAGUACUUCCAAACUCCAGACGGUGGUGCCAAUAAUCAAAAAUAUGAUAAUGAAGUUAACUAUUUAUUGUCCUAAUUCUGAACAUGGAUGCAAACAGAAAAUUGCUCUAGAAGCAUAUGAUUCUCAUUUGGCUAGUUGUGAUUAUGAAAUAGUGCAGUGUAAAAAUGCAAAUUGCAAAGUGAAUUGUAUUCGUAAAGAUAUGCCUAAACACGAACAAAAAGAAUGCAAAUUUCGAUCUGUAAAAUGUCGACGCCACUGUUCUCUGAUGUUGCCUAUUAGCUCAAUUAAAUCGCACAGCUGUGUCGAAGAACUGAAAAAAGAUCUGAAAGGUAUGUUGAAAUUUGAUUUAAAUUUUAAAUAAAUAUUAGUUAUAUAAAAUAGCUGGAAAAGAAUUGAUUAAAGUUUUAUUUAAGGCUGCAUUUAUACAGACUAAGCAUUUAUGCAGACUUGGAGCCAUUGUACAAUUUAAAAGAGAGAAAAACAGGCAAGAGAAUUUUUGGGACCAGAAUUUGCAUUUGUGAUGCAGUUUACACUGAAGAUGGAAAUGGAGUUCUUGUGUGUUAGGCAUGAGAAGUGCACCAAUUUCUUGCAUCCUUGAAAGUUCAGUCUGUUGAACUUUUUCUCAUAGUUUUCUCUCCUCUCCUGAGUCGGCACAUAUGCAGUAGUUUGGCGGUCUUGCUUCCAUACAAUAAAAUGGUGAUGAUGGAGCACACUGCAAAUGGUCUGAGCACAAAAAACAGGAAGGUCAUAAAUAAAAUGAAUUUUCUAUAUUUUCUUCACAUUCCACAGCCAUGGAAAUGUGAGAGAUGUGUGUAGCACUGUGUAUGGGCUCUUUGUAAAAUUUGUUGAACUUUUCCUUCUUGCUUUUACACGAAUGCAACUAGAGGGAAAACAAGGAGCGUAUUCUUGUAAGUGCAUGACCUUCGUUCACUUGGUUUCUCUUCUCCUCCUGUUUUUAUCUCUCCUAUUGCAUUUCUUGUGCCUGAAUAAAUGCAGCCUAAGUCAUUACAGUUUUAUUAAACUUGGUACCAUAUUAAAUACUUUUCUUUUUUCUGCUUGUUAAGGAAGCCAAAUUUGGUGAAACAAUAUUAAAAUUUUAUAUUGACAAUUUAAUAUAUACAUUAUAUUUGUAUAUAUAUUUUCUUAAAAGAAAAACUUUCAUAUUUUUAGCAAAUUAGACUUCCUUAACAAGCAAAAAGAAAAGUAUUUUAUUUAAGUUCCACUAAAGUAUAAUGUACAAAACUUUUUUUAUAUUAGCAAUUACCUAUGUCAGUGAUUCUCAAAGUUGUACAGUCUGUGGACCACUUAAACCAUCUUACAGAAGCAGCAUAUCACCUAUGCCUCCAUUCACUUCUUAUUCUGUAAAAAUCACCUUAGAUUUCAAAAAAUUUUAUCUGCUGAGUAACUUAAUGUAAGAGAAAAAUGACACACAAAAUGGUUUUUACUCUGGCUAAAAGGCAUAGAAUUUUUAUUUUAGAACAGUGAUUAGAUCAGUUUGCAGACUACCUGAAGCAUUCUUGUAGAUUCAUCAGUGAUUCACCAACUAUACUUUGAGAAUCUUUGAUUUAGAUUAUUUAGUGUCAAAAAUAUAUUAUUUUAUUUUGAUUAAAAAGUGUAAACUUUUAUUAUAUUAAAAUAAAUAUGUUUAGGAUCAGUAAUCGUUUUCAUUUUAGUUAAUAAACUCUUAUUUUUCUUAUUUAUAGUAAUGUUAAAGAUUCAAAAUUGCUUUAUGUGAUGCCAAAUAGUUUAAGAAAUUAUUAACAUUGUCUGUCAGCAUUAUUAUUUUACUUGAAAUAUUACUACAAGUAUUUUUCACAAAUUCAGACUGUCUUCUUCAGAUAUAGAAUAAUGGAAUCUUAUAAUUUAAAAUAUACAUUAAUGUGUUCCAAAUGACAAAUUUAAAAUGUAUUCCAUAGGAUGCGUCAAUAUAUUGAAAAAACUAUAAUUACUUUUUUUUCCUUACCAACUGUUGAGAUUCAAUGACAAAAAGAAGAGUUGGGUGUUUGCUCAACCGUCCAUUCCAUAUUUGGGAGCCAUUAUGCAUCGUAUUUUACAUGCUUUCAAAGACAUGGCAUUGUACUUCCUAUAAAACUGCAAAUUUCCCUGUGCAGAUAAUUAUUAUGUAAUGAUGGGGAUAGUUUUUACCUUUUUGGAGAAGUUGGGUCUACAUGGUCCCUUUAAAGCAGUCACAAAUGGGACCAAAAAUAUUUUAUAUUGGGGCCACAACUAGAAAAUUGGCUUGCCACUUUCAAGAACAUCAAGAUAUCAAAAAUUGCAGAACCACUACCAAACUUGUUGGAAACACUUUAGAAAAUGGUUGCAAAAAGUAUUAUGGCUCGAUGCCACCCUACUUCAAUAGUGCUCAGAUUGCAGGGCCAUUUUCAUAUGGGAAUUGCUUUACAUAACAAUUAGUUCGUGUUUGACCUUCUGGCAAUAUGGCGGAUGUUAUAUAGGAAGUUAGUGUGAUAAUUUUUGUUUGAGUUAAUUCUAAAUUAUACAUUUUUUUUUGCGCCUUUUUAUUUCUGUUUUCUUUAUUAAUUAUUAUGUUGGGUUUAGUGAGUUAUACUCAGUUGACACCAGUUGCUGUGUACUACAGAAGGCCAGACCAGAGUCAAGGCAUAGUAACCAAAACAAGACAAAAUUUAAGUGUGUCAAUGUGUGUGUCUGUAUUCAGGAAUUUCCUAACAAUAUGACAAAUUCAAUAUAGUGGCCUUCUGUAGUGUGAUAUAUGUGUUUAUAUUCAGUUGAAUGUUCCCAGGUUUUUGUCUAGUGUGUGUGGUAUGACAGCUGUACAGGAGAGAAUGACAGAUACAAUAAGCACUUAAUUUUGUGGCUGAGUUCUGUGUACUUGCUGAUUUUUUCAGUGCUUGUGUUUUGUCCAUUGUGAGUGUUUGGAAUGGAUAUGUCUAUAGUGUAUGUGAUUUUAUUGUCUUUGUCAAAUGAGUGUGAUGUUUGGUCUGUUUGGUAAAUUGUUUUGUCUGUGAUUAUGGCUCUGUCAUAGUACAUUUUGUGCAUAUUGUUUUCCAAUACUGUCUGUGGGAUGUAUUUGUAGUAUUGUUCGUGGAUGUCUAAUAAUUUGUGUUUGUUUGCAAGCUCUUGGUAUUAUACUGUAUUUGCUACUUGAUUAUGUCUAUGUAAAUAAUCUGUCUAUGUCAAGAGCUUGCAACCAGAAGUUAUAUGUUGUAUUGUUUCUGGCAUAAUAUGGGCAGUGUAAAAGUGUACAAGUUACACUUUUAAAAUAGUUUUAAGAGCUUUUAAUUUCAACUUUUCGAAGAAAAGUUUUUAAAUCUAAUUUUAACUUCUAUUUAUCAGUUUUAUUUUUUAAAAAGUUUUUUGUUUUAAACAUUAUUCGCCUCUUCAUUUUUUACCCAUCUACAGCAUCUGUUUUUAAACAAAUUUUAUGCAGUCAGUUGCCCAAUUUUUAAUUUCAGAUACGUCGUACUAACCUUGUAUAGCUUUGCAGUUACUACUUAAAAACGUAAUACAAACGUUUUUGACCCACUUCUAGGGUCUUCCUCAGGUGUUUUAUAAUUUUUCUGGUUCAAUUCUGAUUUUUAACUGAUCAGGUCUCCAACGCUUCUAUCUUCGGAAUUUAUUUUUUAAAAUUUCAACAUUCAAAUCUCCAAACAAUGUGUGCCUGCGCCAGUUGUUAUAGCGUUGCAUCAUAAAUAGCCUGCCAUGCUCUCGGGAGUUGUUUUUCUUCUUUAAAAUUGAUUGACAGGCUUUGCAGUCUGCUUUAAAAAUUUCUAGCACCUCAGAUUUUGUAGUUGGUUUAUAUGUCAAAUUUGUCAAAUCAUUGUCGCUUGUUGUAUGUUAAAUG
Messenger RNA from Centruroides sculpturatus (bark scorpion), 4070 nucleotides. RefSeq names its product RING finger protein 151-like. The record is from RefSeq and is a predicted model, not a curated record. Gene Ontology annotation, biological process: protein K63-linked ubiquitination; tumor necrosis factor-mediated signaling pathway; regulation of canonical NF-kappaB signal transduction. The transcript has a single exon. Gene Ontology annotation, cellular component: plasma membrane signaling receptor complex. NCBI's taxonomy places the organism in Eukaryota, Metazoa, Arthropoda, Arachnida, Scorpiones, Buthidae. Bases 60 to 611 code for a protein of 183 amino acids. Gene Ontology annotation, molecular function: ubiquitin-protein transferase activity; zinc ion binding.